Molecule: messenger RNA, 526 nt
Organism: Racocetra persica
Lineage: Eukaryota; Fungi; Glomeromycota; Glomeromycetes; Diversisporales; Gigasporaceae
Source: the annotation of a GenBank genome assembly
AUGGUAUUAGAUUAUGACAGUGAUCUUCUAAGUAAACAAACUGCGUUAAUGUCUUGUGGGUUAAAUACAGAAGUUAAAAGAAAACGAAAUGAUGAAUUUAAAAGAGAAAUAAUUAUCAUUUCUGAAAGUAAUAGUGACGAUGAGUUGCCAGAAGUUGAAACACUUCUUUUGAAUAUUUUUAAAAAACAAAAACUACUAGAUAAAAAGACUGAAAAGAAACCUGUCACCAAAAAUGAUGAAUUUAUAUUCAUAACAAAUGAUAAAAACAAGAUUAUUAUAGAAAAUACUUUGAUAUUAUUAGAAAUUGAUAGGAAUAAUUUUAUUAGUGAAGUCAUCAUUUCAGAAAUGAGUGUACAACUAAUUAUGGAAGAUUUAAAUGUCGAUUAUGAAUUAGGUAUUGAGAUUCGUAAAUUUAGUUCUGAAUAUGGUUCAGUACAUUUUAUCAGUAAUGAAGAUCUUUCGUACAGUUCUGUGGAAAUAAAUGCAUUUAUGGAUAAGGUAACUAAAGAGCUUAUGGAUGAUCCAA